AUGACUGGAGAACUUGUGAGUGGUCGGGGCUUAAAUCAAGAAACUAGCCUUCAAAGAGCUUGUGAUACACGUUGGGGUUCACAUUUUGGCUCGUUGUUGAAGUUGGUUCUUAUUUAUGAUUCUGUAAUAGAUGUUCUUAUGAUACUUGAAAAUGAUGGUCUUGUGGAGCAAAGAGGUCAAGCAUAUGCACUUCUUAAUUCUUUGCAAUCUUUUGAAUUUGCAUUUAUUUUACACUUGAUGAAGAAAAUCAUGGGAAUAACGAAUGCACUAUCUGAAGCAUUACAAAGGAAGGAUCAAGAUUUUGCGAAUGUAAUGGGUCUAGUCAAGGUUUCCAAGCAACAAUUACAAGCUACUAGGGAAUAUGGAUGGGAUUUUUUACUUGAUGAAGUUUCAUUUGAUAAGAUAAAGUUGAUUCGUCUUGCAGAACAUUAUCCUUGUGAGUUUUCUAAGUUGGAUAUUCUUGCACUUGACACUUAA
Messenger RNA from Coffea eugenioides, 477 nucleotides. RefSeq lists its product as uncharacterized. The coding region runs from base 1 to 477 and encodes 158 amino acids. Lineage: Eukaryota; Viridiplantae; Streptophyta; Magnoliopsida; Gentianales; Rubiaceae. The record is from RefSeq and is a predicted model, not a curated record. The transcript has 2 exons.